Molecule: messenger RNA, 2343 nt
Organism: Platichthys flesus (European flounder)
Lineage: Eukaryota; Metazoa; Chordata; Actinopteri; Pleuronectiformes; Pleuronectidae
Gene: glb1
Product: galactosidase, beta 1
Exons: 16
Coding region: 105-2072 (655 amino acids)
Biological process (GO): carbohydrate metabolic process
Cellular component (GO): vacuole
Molecular function (GO): beta-galactosidase activity
Source: RefSeq, a predicted model, not a curated record
GUUUGUGUUUUUCAGGAAGUCCCGCAGCUGAUCAUGUGAAACAAACACCGGCAUGUGCAUUUUCAACAUCGCUCCUCGGGCGUGAGAUCAGGUGAAGAAUCAGCAUGUCGCUGCUCAGAGCUGGGAACUCUCUGCUGCUGCUGCUGCUGCUGAUGCUGUUUGGACCUGCGCUCAGCGCCCCUCGGUCGUUCAGCAUUGAUUACAAGAACGACUGCUUUCGGAAAGAUGGGGAGGAGUUUCGUUACAUAUCGGGAGAAAUCCACUACUCCAGGAUUCCCAGUGUCUACUGGAAAGAUCGGCUGCUCAAGAUGUACAUGGCGGGGCUGAAUGCCGUCCAGACGUACAUUCCGUGGAACUUCCACGAGGAGAUUCCAGUUCAGUACAAUUUCAGCGGAGACAGGGAUUUGACACAUUUCCUAAAGGUGGCGCAGGACGUGGGUUUACUGGUGAUCCUCCGGGCGGGGCCGUACAUAUGUGCAGAGUGGGAAAUGGGAGGGCUGCCGGCCUGGCUCCUCAAGGAGAAAGACAUUGUGCUGCGGUCUUCAGAUCCAUAUUACAUCGCAGCAGUAGACCGGUGGAUGGGGAAGCUACUGCCGAUGAUGAAACCUUAUCUGUAUCAGAACGGUGGUCCCAUCAUCUCUGUGCAGGUGGAGAAUGAAUAUGGCAGUUACUCCGCUUGUGAUUACAACUACCUGCGUCACCUGACCAAGCUGUUCCGCUCCCACCUGGGCAACGAGGUGGUGCUCUUCUCCACAGAUGGAGCUGGGGUCUCCUAUUUGAAAUGUGGCACAAUACAAGAACUGUAUGCCACAGUGGACUUUGGGCCUGGUGCAAAUGUAACUGCUGCCUUUGAGGCACAGAGAUCCGCUGAACCUCAUGGACCUUUGGUGAACUCUGAGUAUUACUCGGGCUGGCUGGACCACUGGGGAUCCCCUCACUCCGUUGUCUCGACUGCCCAAGUGGCCAAGUACCUGAACAAGAUCCUGGCCACGGGAGCUAACGUCAACAUGUACAUGUUCAUCGGUGGAUCAAAUUUUGGAUUCUGGAACGGUGCCAAUGCACCGUACGCCGCGCAGCCCACCAGCUACGACUACAACGCCCCCCUCUCAGAGGCAGGAGACCCCACGGACAAGUACUUUGCCAUCCGAGAUGUCAUCAGCAUGUACCGUAAGAUACCAGACGGACCCAUUCCACCGAAAACACCAAAGUAUGCAUACGGUGCUGUUAAAAUGACAAAGCUCCAGACGAUCCUAGAUGCAGUAGAAGUACUGUCUUUCUCCGGCCCGGUCAAAAGCAUCUAUCCUCUGACGUUCCCCGACCUGAACCAGGCUUUUGGAUUUGUGCUGUACAGGACGACUCUGCCCGUCGCCUGCAACACACCCACUCCCCUGUCGUCCCCUCUGAACGGAGUCCAUGACCGAGCCUAUGUGUCCAUCGAUGGGGUGGCCGUUGGGAUUCUGGAAAGGAACAAAGUCUUAAGCAUCAAUGUGACUGGGAAGGCUGGAAGUCAGCUGGACAUACUGGUGGAGAAUAUGGGACGAAUCAACUACGGAAGAGAUAUCAAUGAUUUCAAGGGUUUGGUGUCUAACCUGACUCUGGGGAAGGACAUCCUUACUGGUUGGACCAUGUACAGUCUCAGCAUAGAUGACGCAAUCAACCAGGGCCUCAUCCAGGCAAAAGAGCCCCCACUAUCAGCCCCCCCUCCGCCUGCUACUCUCUCCCUCCCAGCCUUUUACACUGGGAGCUUCGUCAUCCCUGACGGAAUCCCGGACCUCCCCCAGGACACCUACAUCAAACUGCCCAAAUGGAGAAAGGGCCAGAUCUGGAUUAACGGCUUCAACCUGGGACGUUAUUGGCCAGUCCGAGGCCCCCAGGUGACACUUUUUGUCCCGGCCAGCCUCCUGAGCACGGCUGCCCCCAACAACGUGACCGUCCUGGAGCUGGAGGGGGCUCCUUGCAGCUCCGGGCCGUGCACUGUGGAGUUCACCGACUACCCCAUCAUAAAUGCAACAGCCCCCGCUCACUACAAGCAGCGCUGGGGCCCGUUUACUAGAGAGAUUUUGUUGGAUUGAUGGAGGAGCCCACUGCUGAACAAACUGAAUCAGUUUGCUCUACUUAAGGAUCUUCACAAAGAGAUUAUUGCCAAUCAAAGAAAAGCCAAAACACAGCCAUCAGUGUUUCAGAGUACAUUUUAUUUGUUUAUGUGAAAGACAAAUCAGGGAAAUAAUGAGUUUAUUAUCAUGCAACAUUGUUGGACUACUGUUUUUAAUUGAUUAGAAUUUUCUUUCAGCCUGUCUGAUUUAUUCCUUGUGAAACGAGCAAGAAAAUAAAAAUCUAAAAGUA